AUGGCUUCUCCUUCCAAAGCGAAGGAGGUUUUCUCCUCGGACGAAGAGGGUCCUGCGGCACCGCCGGCGGUGGUCGCGGACUUGGGCUCGGAGGAUCGCAGGGUCAAAGUGUCUAGCCUGCCCUUCAGCGUGGAGGCGCUCAUGUCCGACAAGAAGCCUCCCAAGGAGGUGUCUUCCCUGCCAGGGGGAGGCGGAGGCAUCGGCGGCGGCGGUGGGAGCAGCGAAGGCACCUCCAGGACCAUGCUGCUGCCGGGGCACGGCGCCAGGGAAGCUCACAGCCCCGGGUUGCUUACAAAAACCUUUGAGACGUCCUCGGUCAAGUCGGAGAACUCGGAGGACGGGACGUCUUGGAUUCAGGAGGCCGGCAGAUACUCCCCACCGCCAAGACACUUGAGUCCUACAACCUGUACCCUUCGGAAGCACAAGACAAAUCGGAAGCCCAGGACUCCCUUUACCACCUCCCAACUUCUGGCCCUAGAACGAAAAUUCCGCCAGAAACAGUACCUCUCCAUCGCUGAACGGGCUGAGUUUUCCAGCUCCCUGAACCUCACAGAGACACAGGUCAAAAUCUGGUUCCAGAACCGCAGGGCCAAAGCCAAGAGACUGCAGGAAGCAGAACUGGAAAAGCUGAAAAUGGCAGCCAAACCUAUGUUACCCUCCGGCUUCAGCCUCCCUUUCCCCAUCAACUCUCCCCUCCAAGCAGCUUCCAUCUAUGGAACAUCCUAUCCUUUUCACAGACCUGUGCUCCCCAUCCCACCUGUGGGACUCUAUGCUACCCCUGUUGGAUAUAGCAUGUAUCACUUAUCUUAAGGAAGAUCUCCCAGCAAAGGAAUAGUUAAAUAGACUUCAUGAUGGAUGUGUUUGUUCUAAUUUUUUUUCUUUCCUCAUCCAAGAGUACAGUACCAAGCUAGUUCUGGAUCACUUUUUCCUUUUGCUGCAUAUUUUAAGAGCACCAUGCCAACCACUUAGGUGUUCACAGGAUGGAGCAGAUCUUUUCUUGCUCUUUAGUGUGGGACACCAAACCCUAUUUGUCAGCAUCACCUGA
Molecule: messenger RNA, 1045 nt
Organism: Trichosurus vulpecula (common brushtail)
Lineage: Eukaryota; Metazoa; Chordata; Mammalia; Diprotodontia; Phalangeridae
Gene: MSX2
Product: msh homeobox 2
Exons: 2
Coding region: 1-810 (269 amino acids)
Biological process (GO): embryonic morphogenesis; regulation of transcription by RNA polymerase II
Cellular component (GO): nucleus
Molecular function (GO): DNA-binding transcription factor activity, RNA polymerase II-specific; RNA polymerase II transcription regulatory region sequence-specific DNA binding
Source: RefSeq, a predicted model, not a curated record